AUGGAGAUCCUCGAGAGAAAUAUCAAAGUAGCACUGGUCGGUGAUGCGCGUGUUGGCAAGACGAACUGGUGCAACAAGGGGAUAGCUGGUGAGGAUACAGAUGAAUAUAUUCCAACAAUUAAUUACCAAAGUCGUGAGCGUAGAUUUUGUUCUACGAUUGGUCUUUGUACCUUUGAUUUCUGGGAUAUCUCCGGAUCGUAUAGUACACCCCAAGAUAGGGCAAAAUGGAUCGAAGAUAGCGAUGCCGCUAUUAUUAUGGUAGAUCUCGCUAACCAGGAGAGUAUCAAUAAUACAAUCUUAUGGUAUCGAGAAAUUAUAUCAUCCCAGCAAUACUCCGAUAACCUGAAACAUUUUCCGGUCAUGGUAUUUACCUAUAAGGCAUAUAAAGAUGAUGCCAAAUACAAGAUAAAGCCGACAGAGAUCUCUUGGCCCGAGGAAAUGCGGUCUACGCCAUUUCACUACAAUGAAUAUCGGGAUACGACUAAUUGGGAGACGGAUCAGACUCAUUAUUCUGCGAUGCUUCUAGCGGAUGUAUCUACGAUAAGACCUUUAGGAUGGAUCUUGGAGCAACUAACCGGUCAACCCGAAAUAGGUUUCAUCGCCCAUUACCCUCCUGGACCUGACAAUGCGUAUUGGGAUGCACCUUCUCCCGGUACACUCGAGAAAUGGAAGAGAGAAAUGGAUGAGGCGUAUAAACUGCCUAUGCCAGAAGAAAGUGACGUGGAGUUGUGA
This is a messenger RNA of Penicillium waksmanii, 732 nucleotides long. RefSeq lists its product as uncharacterized. Gene Ontology annotation, cellular component: nucleus; cytoplasm. The coding region runs from base 1 to 732 and encodes 243 amino acids. Gene Ontology annotation, molecular function: GTPase activity; GTP binding. Gene Ontology annotation, biological process: protein import into nucleus; ribosomal subunit export from nucleus. The transcript has 5 exons. NCBI's taxonomy places the organism in Eukaryota, Fungi, Ascomycota, Eurotiomycetes, Eurotiales, Aspergillaceae. The record is from RefSeq and is a predicted model, not a curated record.